Molecule: messenger RNA, 3172 nt
Organism: Dipodomys ordii (Ord's kangaroo rat)
Lineage: Eukaryota; Metazoa; Chordata; Mammalia; Rodentia; Heteromyidae
Gene: Npnt
Product: nephronectin
Exons: 12
Coding region: 331-1716 (461 amino acids)
Cellular component (GO): membrane
Molecular function (GO): calcium ion binding
Source: RefSeq, a predicted model, not a curated record
CCCCGGCAAAUAGUGUCCUCCAUUGGCCUAUGUCGAUAUGGAGGGAGGAUUGACUGCUGCUGGGGCUGGGCCCGCCAGUCCUGGGGACAUUGUCAACCUGUGUGCCAACCUCAGUGCAAACAUGGAGAAUGUAUUGGGCCAAACAAGUGCAAGUGUCAUCCUGGCUAUGCUGGAAAAACCUGCAACCAAGACCAGCCCUUCUACCCACCUUCUUUUGACCAAGGCAGUGAGCAGCCUGUUUUCCAACCCCUGGAUCAUCAAGCCACAAGUUUACCUUCAAGGGAUCUAAACGAGUGUGGCCUGAAGCCUCGGCCCUGUAAGCACAGGUGCAUGAACACAUUCGGCAGCUACAAGUGCUACUGUCUCAACGGAUAUAUGCUUAUGCCGGAUGGCUCUUGCUCAAGUGCACUAACGUGCUCCAUGGCCAACUGUCAGUAUGGCUGCGAUGUGCUGAAGGGACAAGUCCGAUGUCAGUGCCCCUCCCCUGGCCUGCAGCUGGCUCCGGAUGGGCGGACCUGUGUGGAUGUUGAUGAAUGUGCUACAGGGAAAGUGUCCUGCCCCAGAUUUAGGCAGUGUGUCAACACUUUUGGAAGUUACAUCUGCAAGUGUCAUAAAGGCUUCGACCUCAUGUACAUUGGAGGCAAAUAUCAAUGUCAUGAUGUAGAUGAAUGCUCUCUUGGUCAGCAUCAGUGCAGCAGCUUUGCACAAUGUUACAACGUACAUGGAUCCUACCAGUGUAAAUGUAAAGAUGGCUAUGAAGGCGAUGGAUGGAACUGUGUGUAUAUUCCCAGAGUCAUGAUUGAACCAUCAGGUCCAAUUCAUGUACCAAUGGGAAACAAUACAGGUUUAAAGGGUGAUGGAGGACAUACGAACUGGAUUCCGGAUGUUGGAAGUACAAGGUGGCCUCUGAAGACACCGUAUAUUCCUCCUGUCAUUACCAGCAGGCCCACUGCUAAACCAACAACAAGGCCUACACCAAAGCCAACACGACAACCUACUCCACCACCACCGCCACCACCUCUCCCCACAGAAUUCCUAACACCUCCACCACCGCCGACCCCAGAGAGGCCUUCCACCAGAGUGACAACCAUUGCACCAACUACCAGUACAUCAAGUGGGAUUACAGUUGACAACAGGAUUCAGACAGAUCCUCAGAAACCCAGAGGGGAUGUAUUCAUUCCUCGACAGCCGUCGAAUGACUUGUUUGAAAUAUUUGAGAUAGAAAGAGGAAUCAGUGCGGAUGAUGAGGCGAAGGAUGACCCAGGUGUUCUGGUACACAGCUGUAAUUUUGACCAUGGACUUUGUGGAUGGAUCAGGGAAAAAGACAGUGACUUACACUGGGAACCGAUCAGAGACCCAGCAGGUGGACAGUAUCUGACAGUAUCUGCAGCCAAAGCCCCAGGGGGAAAAGCCGCUCGCUUGGUACUACCUCUGGGCCACCUCCUGCAUUCAGGGGACCUGUGCCUGUCGUUCAGGCACAAGGUGACUGGGCUGCAUUCCGGCACACUGCAGGUGUUUGUGAGAAAACACGGUGCUCACGGGGCAGCCUUGUGGGGAAGAAACGGAGGCCAUGGCUGGAGGCAGACACACAUCACCUUGCGAGGGGCUGACAUCAAGAGCGUCAUCUUCAAAGGUGAAAAGAGGCGUGGUCACACUGGGGAGAUUGGAUUGGAUGAUGUGAGCUUGAAAAAAGGCCACUGCUCAGAAGAACGCUAAACAGCUCCAGAACUAGCAAUGAACUCUAUGUUGCUCCCUCUUCUUUUUCCAAUGCUCACCUUCUCCUCUCUCUUCCCUCUUAUCAGGCCCUGGGGAAGAGUGGGUCAGUGGGUCAGGAGGAAGGCUGGAUGGUGAGCCUCAUCUCAUUGUCCGGCUUUUGUGCAAUCCCAAUGGACAGUGACACCCCCUCCCCACCCUUCCCAUAUAGGGACAUUAACCACGUCCAGGCCAUGUGGGGUGUUGCCUUCCAUGUUGUGUUUCCUUUAGGAAGGCCUUUGAUGUGCAUGAUGACCUAUACCGGUCCUUCAUCCUGGUUUGUUAUUCAUAGCAAAUUAUGGGAGAAGUGUUCAGAAGGAAUCUGUGCAAAUAGCCAUUGCUAUCUGUUUAGUGUUGUACCAAGAGUAGUGUUGACUUUAAGAUAGGAUGUACAGUGCACUUGUGAGACUGAUCUGUUCUCCUCAUGGCUGGCCUGACCUGAACUUUGACUUUUACUGCCAUUCACUUUAUAAAGGAAGGGUGUGUAUAACAUAUCAAAAUGCAUUUACUCCUGUUACCUGUUAUUUUUUUUCAAAGACAAAUUAUGUAGAAUGGGCAUGGAAUCCCCCGUUAGUAUUACAGUGUUUUGUGUAAGUGUGCUAUUAAUAUUAAGUAUUUACGUGUUCCUAAUAUUUACAGACGCUAGUUGCAAGGUAAAAGGCAGCUUGUGAUUGCUUGAGGUAAAAAUUCCAUGGUGAAAUCUCAUCCAGUCCCACGACUUCAUGUUGGCAGCAGGAGAGAACCAGCAGAGGUGUCAGCUUGUAGCUUUGGAAUGAUUAAUUUUGUUUAACUGGCCUUGAGUAUGUUAUCUACCCAGGAAAGUAAAUUAUUUCAGGAGACAAGAGACUGUAGUUAAUACAGAAACCCGCCAUUAUUUCAUGUUAUACUUCCACACCAACAGCUUGCAGGAUCACAACAUGGCUCUCCAUCUGAUAAUCUCUAAGCAGCUUUGUAAAUGUUGUGGUUGUUUCAGAAGAAAGAUCCUAUCUAUGGAGGCCAGGUGAGGGGAAGUAUAGCCGGAGUUGCACUAGAACAAUUGGCACUCAAUUUUCAAUUGCACAAGUUUCAGCCAGUGAAGCUCCCAACUUAGACGCUGUGUCCAGUUAGAAGAUGAAGCAGGCCCCGUACGUAGAGGCACUGGAUGUAUUGGGCUAAGAGUCCCACACUCAACUUCUGUCUGUGCACCCCAACUCUGUAUUCUCCUCGCACAUUUUGCUUUUCUAUUUAAAAAAAAAAAAGACACAGCUUUUUAAAAAAGUGACUCCUUAGGGCUUUUCUAUAUUUCUGAUUAAGUAAUCCAAACCAUUUUCUGCUGUUUUUGCCAGGAAUGACAAAGCUGAUUAAAGGGUUGGAAAAAAAGAUCUAUGAUGAAAAAUUAAAGGAACUGGGAUUAUUCAGCCUGGAGAAAAGAAGACUGAGG